AUGCGGCUCCGUCAGGAAUCGUCCGACAGGCACAGCCGGAGCCACAGUAACCUGCCGAGCUUCUCCUCCCCCCUCUCCUCCUCGCCUGACGGCGCUACGCGCAGCGCGGGACGUCGAGCAUCUCACCCGGAAGAACAGGUAGAGGCGGAUUACCGGGUCCCAUCGAAGGUAAAUUAUUCCCAGCAGAAUAGUGACGCUUAUGCGCCGCAGACGGAUGGCGGCAUGCCGGGACGGCGAGUUAGGGUUUCGAGCCACAGCGUGGGGCACGUGGGGGAGAUGAUGUCCGCAUCCCGCGUGCCUCCCCGCGCGCCGGGGCCAGGUCGCGGGGGUCCCGUGAGCGAUCCUAGCAAGGACCGCCGCAGGCCAAUUUCGUACGAUUCGCAGCAGUUCGCGAUGUCAGGUGACCUUGCGGAUGGCACCCACGUCGCCAGUUUCGUCGGCGGUGGUAACCAGCUGGGUGCUGGGGCUCGGCAUUCCUUGAGUGGCGGCAGCGGACACGGCAGGGGUGGCGGAUUGGGAGGCGGCGGCGGCGGCGGUGGUGGGAGUGGCGGUGGGGAUGGAAACGGUAAGGGGUUACCGGGUGCAGGUGCAUCCCCCGCGGAAUGGUCGGGAGGUGGCACAGGAGGGAGGCAAACGGGGCACGGGGGAUUGGAGGGGCGCGCAGUGGGUGCCCCUGGGCAAGGGUUGCGCGGAGCAGCAGCAGGCCCACGGACCACCUCCCCUCUGUCGCAGGUUCUCCCUGGGGAGGGGGCUUUUGGAGAGAGGCCUUCCAGGGACGGCUUUCCUGGGGGAGGUGCCAGCGGUAGGCGCCUGGGAGGCGGUAGGGGGGGAGGCCGGGGAACUGUUGUAGGAGGGGGUGGUGCUGCUGGUGGCGUCGGCAGCAGCGGCGGCAGCGGCGGUGGUGGCAUUCGGACGACCCCGCCCACGUCCCCUCUGGCGAGCCUAACGCACGAGGACUUUGCGGCGUUUGAGGGGUACGAGCGCAACCAGGACGCCAUUCACAGCGUGCUGCAGGCCGCCAGGGACCUCGUCCAGGACUGCCAGCACGAGGGCGUCUGGGAGUCCGAGGCCACGCUCAAGCAGUGGCGCGGUGGCUCCGAGCCCGAGCGGCAGGUUCGGCACCAGUCGCGUGGUGGGUCCGAGCCUGGAAGGGAGCCUCGGCAGCAAAUGCGUGGCGGGUCCGAGCCUGAGAGGCAGGCGUGGAGAGAUGCGCAGGGGAUCGUGGAGGCGAGGAGAGGGGUGGAUGGCGCGUACGGGAGCGAGGAAGAGGAAGGCGGUAGGGCAGCGGGAGGGGUGGGCGGGCGUGGGGAUGGGGCGGGGGGGCAGGGCGAGACGAGCCAGCAGCACAGGCGGAUGGUGAGUGUGGACGAGAUGAUUCGUGCUGCACGUGACCAGCGGCGUGCCAAGGCGGCAGCAGUGCACACGGCAGCAGCGGGGCCGUCCGCGGUUGACUUCUACCUGGGGUUUGAAGACGUGCCCCGCCACCUCCUGCACCACGCGCUCGCUGGCGGCAUGGGCGCAGCGGGCGGGGCGGGGACAGCUGGAGGUAAGAGCGCUGCAGGCGGCAUGGCAGGCGGCGGAGGGGCAGGAGAGAGAGGAGGCGUGGGUGGCACAGACAGGGUGGGGGAGGGCGGUAGCGGCAGUAGCAGCAAUUGGGCCAAGGAGGAGAUGGGGUACGUGAGAGCGGAGGGGCAGAGCAACCUUCCCCAGCAGCGGGUGGAGCUGCAGGCUUUGGCCAUGGUGUUGCGGGACGACCCGAUGGGGCAGCUGGCGCCCAUAACGGACCACAUCCUGCGCAUGCCCUAUGAGGACGUGCGCGCUCGCUACUCCCUGGGCAAGCACGAGAUCGGUGCGGGGCGCUUUGGGUCCAUCCGCACGUGCCUGGAGCGCGCCACUGGGCGCGUGUUCGCCUGCAAGACCAUCGACAAGAAGAGCAUCACUUGCAUGGAGGACGCGGAGGACGUGCGGAGGGAGGUGGCGUUCCUGGCGCGGCUGCAGGGCCACCCGCACAUCGUCAACCUGCAGGGCGUCCUGGAGGACCACCAGAGCAUCCGUGUGAUAAUGGAGCUGUGUGCGGGCGGGGACCUGUUCGACUGCAUCAAGGCGCGCGGGCAGCUGUCGGAGCGCACGGCAGCGCUGGUGCUCAAGGCACUGAUGGGCGCGCUGAUGCACUGCCACGCGCACGGCAUCCUGCACCGCGAUGUGAAGCCCGAGAACAUCCUCAUGGCUGACCGCACAGAUGACAGCAAGGGUAUCAAGCUCAUUGACUUUGGGGUUGCUACGAGUCUCGAGCAAGCUGGUCCAUGCAGCGAGGUGGCGGGCACACCGGAGUACAUGGCGCCUGAGGUGCUGGACGCGGUGUACGGCGUGGAGGCGGACAUCUGGAGCGCGGGGGUGGUGCUCUACGUGAUCCUGUCGGGCGUGCCGCCCUUCUGGGCGUCGACGAAUCGCACGUUGGAGGAGGCGAUACGGCGCAAGAAGGUGGACUUCAAGUACUUCAAGUGGGCGGGCGUGUCGGACGACGUCAAGGAGCUCAUCAUGCGCAUGCUCAAGAAGAACCCGCGCUCGCGCAUCACCGCGGAACAAGUGCUGAGCCAUCCCUGGGUGGUGCGGCACACAUCAGAGGAGCAAGAAUGA
Closterium sp. Yama58-4 is the source of this 2637-nucleotide messenger RNA. NCBI's taxonomy places the organism in Eukaryota, Viridiplantae, Streptophyta, Zygnematophyceae, Desmidiales, Closteriaceae. The record is from the annotation of a GenBank genome assembly.